This is a messenger RNA of Lachancea thermotolerans CBS 6340, 576 nucleotides long. RefSeq names its product 3-hydroxyanthranilate 3,4-dioxygenase (gene BNA1). The record is from RefSeq and is a predicted model, not a curated record. Bases 1 to 576 code for a protein of 191 amino acids. Gene Ontology annotation, biological process: quinolinate metabolic process; 'de novo' NAD+ biosynthetic process from L-tryptophan. Gene Ontology annotation, cellular component: cytoplasm. Gene Ontology annotation, molecular function: iron ion binding; 3-hydroxyanthranilate 3,4-dioxygenase activity. NCBI's taxonomy places the organism in Eukaryota, Fungi, Ascomycota, Saccharomycetes, Saccharomycetales, Saccharomycetaceae. The transcript has a single exon.
AUGUCUUCCAUAAAUCAAGUUAAAGCAUAUUUGCAUAGCUUUCAAAUGCUCAACACAACUCCCAUUAACAUCGAAAAGUGGCUUCAGGAGAACGGCCAUCUGCUGCAACCUCCUGUGAACAACUUCUGCCUUCACAGAGGUGGAUUUACCGUCAUGAUUGUCGGCGGACCAAACGAGCGUACGGAUUAUCAUGUGAACCCUACCCCAGAAUGGUUUCACCAGAAAAAGGGAUUUAUGACCUUGCGGGUGGUGGACGAAACUCUACAAGGAAACGAGAGAUUUAAAGACGUAACCAUCGAGGAGGGUGACUCUUUUUUGCUUCCUGCAAAUGUCCCACACAACCCUGUGAGAUAUGCUAACACGGUUGGCAUCGUAGUCGAACAGGACAGACCCGAGGGUCAACACGAUAUGUUGAGAUGGUAUUGUUCGAACUGCCGCGAAGUUGUGUGUCAGUUUGACUUUCAGAUGCUUGACUUGGGCACCCAGGUGAAAGAGGGAAUUCAGAAAUUCGACAGUGACAAAGAAUACCGCAUCUGCAAGAAGUGUGGCACUGAGAACUUCUCCAGUCCCCAGUAA